Molecule: messenger RNA, 1300 nt
Organism: Brassica oleracea var. oleracea
Lineage: Eukaryota; Viridiplantae; Streptophyta; Magnoliopsida; Brassicales; Brassicaceae
Product: F-box protein At3g28330-like
Exons: 1
Coding region: 1-1215 (404 amino acids)
Molecular function (GO): protein binding
Source: RefSeq, a predicted model, not a curated record
AUGGAAUCCUUGACAGAUGAUCUAUGGACGACGGUACUUGCGAGAUUACCGAUUAAGAGCUUCACAUGUUUCAAACUUGUUUGCAAGCAGUGGAAAUCAAUCCUAGAGUCUCCGUUUUUUCGUAACCUUUUCAUGUCCGUCCACCAAAACUCUCCCUCUUCUUCAUGGUCGCUCAUGUACUAUAGUAUGACCGCAGAUAUGGUGGCUGACUACGAAUGCGACACUUGGGGACUGAAUCGACCUUUGGAUUCUUUCAUCAAGUCUCUCCUAUUCGACAAGUACGAUAAGCACAAAAACCGACACUUCAAUGUGGUGGCUUACUCCGAUGCUGGGUUGAUUUUGAUCCAUACAGAGUCAACCGACAUGGAGAAGGGAGUCCUCUACUUGGCUAACCCUGUUUCACGGGAAUGCGUAGAAAUCUUUCUUGAUCCUCGUCCUAUAGGUAUUGAAAUGAACAAAUAUUGCUGGGAAUGGGGACUUGUCACACGAACUGAGCAAGGCCACCUUUUGGGUUACAAAGUUGUUGCCUUUCAUAAAAAGUGGAACGACACGGAGUUAAGUUGUCUGAUAUAUUCAUCUGAGACAGGCAUGUCGAGUCUGGAAACUUCCGUUGUCAACUAUAAUAUUUCUCUUCAUUCAAUUAGCUUGAACGGUAAUCUUCACUGGCUCGCCCUGAACAAUGACAAUCAAGAAGUUGUAUUAUCCAUGGAUUUCUAUGCUACUGGCAGGGGUUCUAAUCGAUGUCGCGUUUCGCCUUUUCCUGACUUAGAGAAAACUACCAAAUUUAAAAGAACUUGCACACCUUGUCAAGGGUUUCUCAUGUAUAUGAACAUAACCAAACUGGCUGGAAGCCUAGAAGAUAAGUUGUGUGUAUGGAGGCUUCGUAGCGAGGGAUGGCAACUAAUAUCUAAAACCUCCCCAGGUUCUAUCUUGGCCGGUUUCGACUAUCUUCCGAUGACGAUAGACCCCUUUGAUGCGAAAACAGCCUACUUUUGGAGCACCGAACAAGAAAGCUUGCUAUAUAUUAAUUUACACAACGGUAAGUUUGUGAUCCACAAUCAGUUUGAACAUACAAGCGACGGUCACAUUAUGAUUUCCCUUAACGACCCGAGAGCUAUGGUUUCUGUCAAAAGCCCGAUAAUUAUAAAUCACAUCAUCAAACAAGCAUACUUUCUCCCUUUUGUUCUCCCACAAUGGCUGCAUCGGAUCCCUUAAUAGAAGAAUAGAAAUGAUAAGGAAAAAAAGAAAUUGAGUAAAAGAACUGAAACAAGGAAAACUUGUUACUUAUUAUUUUCCCAAA